CAAUAAAGGUCCGUCGAGAGUGUCGAGUCGUUUGUUUGCCACUCCUUAAAAUUCUAUCAGUUCGGCCACGUCUCUGAGUGAUUUAAAAGUGUUUCGAAUCGUUCGGAGAGCGAUUCUGCUCGGAUUGUCGAGAAAUCGAACGUUUGGCGGUGGGGUUCGCCGUUCGACCCUCGCCUCUCAGAUGGCGUUGUGUAAUUUUACGAUCACUUUGUGCGAUUCUCUUUUCUGCCUUUGUUUGACUUGACGGGCAGAGGGCAGUCGAAGGUUUUAACAAUUAAAAGAAAAAUAAUGGCGUUUCGAGUGAAUUGUCGUACCUUUGAGAUGAUAACUACUUAGAUUGCGACGUUCCAGUGUCGGUGGUGUUUUUUUUUGUAAAUAGAGCGUAUUGUCGUCCUCGGGGUGGUUGUUACACAAUAUCACCCAGAAUAUUCCUCGAUUCGUUGAAGAGGUACGAUGUACCGGGUCGGAUUGACGUUGAAGGCGAGAGUGGGAAGUGGAAGAGGAGAGGACAAGGGGUCGGUGUGAGUUUCGAGUUCUGUUUCCACCCUCUGGAACGAUGGACGAACGGAGGGUUGUCGACUAUUUCGUCAUCGCCGGCCUCCCCCAGGAGAUGCGCCCGCUGGACGACUUUUCGAAAGAGGGGAACCACAUGAAGUCCAGCCACAGCCAGGCACCGAUAACCGACAUAACUGUCUUCUUUCCGUCCCUGAAUGAGGACCCGCCUGAAGGAUACACCGUCUUGUCCAGAACCCCUGCCGGUAACUUGGCGGACCUGAACCACGGGAGCCUCCGCAGCCCUGAUGUCUAUCUCUGCUUCCGCAGGGGCUUUGACAGGCCUCCUCUGGUUGACAUCGGUGUUAUGUUUGAGGGCAAAGAAUCGAUUCUUUCUGAUUCUGAAGUUGUUGCAACAACACAUGGCAAUCAUUGUGCCAACAUUAACAACUCAACGGCGAAAACGUUUCUUACCUUUAGACGAGCGAAGGACACAAUGCCCUGCAAUUCGUUGGUAGUCACGGAAAUCGCUGUCAUUCUUACUAGUAAGGGUGAGACAGCACCACAUGCAUUUUGCAUGAUAAAGAAAAAUCUAAACAGGGGGAUUGUCGGUUCAGAUGUUUAUAUUUGUUAUAAAAAAUCUAUGAAUAGAACUAAUUUAAUUACUUAUAAACCAGGAAUUCUUUUGAGAUAUCCAUUUGAGGAUAGAGAAAAUCUACCCUUACCUGAAACUGUUCCUAUGUUUUGCCUUCCGCUGGGCUGCUCACUGGAAAAAUGGCCGAAGGCUGCGCAACAACCCGAUCCAAUUUUUUCCACUUUUGUUCUGACUGUUUCUGAUGCUGCGGAAAAGCUUUAUGGUUCGGCUAUUAUGUUUUACGAAUCGUAUCCUGAAGAGUUGUUGACUGAUGAGCAAAAGAAGGCGUUGGAUGGUAAACCAGGGUUUCCUGAAACUGAGUGGACUUAUAAUGUUAAUAAGUGUAUUUGCCUAUUAUCGAGAUGGCCUUUUUUUGACACUUUUGAACGUUUUUUGAUUUUUUUAUAUGAAAUGUCCAUAUCAACUGCUGGUCCUCAUGCCGUUUCUAUUGAACGGUUCAUAUUAUAUUUUAUGGAAGAAAUACCAUUUCCUUCGCCACAAGGUCCUGGAAUUUUAGUGGAACUUAGUCCCACAGAUAAACUUUUUUUAACUCAGCCAGAAGAACUCCCUCUUCCAAGAAGUGGAGCCAAAUUCCGGCAGCUUCUCAUGAAUUUAGGAGCUGACAAUUGUCUUCUCAUCCUAGUCUGUGCUUUGACUGAACAGAAAAUAUUAGUACAUUCACUUCGUCCAGAUGUUCUAACUGCCGUGGCUGAAGCCGUUUCAAUGAUUUUAUUUCCAUUUAAGUGGCAGUGCCCUUACAUCCCUCUGUGCCCGUUGGGUCUUGCUGAAGUUUUGCAUGCUCCUCUGCCUUUUCUCAUCGGAGUCGAUUCAAGAUUUUUUGAUCUUUACGAUCCUCCACCUGAUGUCAUCUGCAUCGAUUUAGACACUAACAAUGUCUCUAUGAUUGAUGAAAAGAAAAGAGAGAGGGAGAUAAAUAUAAAAUUGUUGCCAAAGAAACCUGGACGGGUGUUAAGGCAAACUUUGGAAACCCUUUAUAAACAAUUGGCCCAUUUUAUACACGAACCUUUGCCUGUCGAUACUACAUCCAUAGAUAAGGAGUUUCAGUUUAAAAGAAAAGAGCAAAAACUAGAAUUGGAUAUACAAGUUGCAUUUUUACAAUUUAUGGCGACAAUAUUAAAAGGUUACAAGAAUUUUUUACUUCCCAUCACCAAGGCUCCUACUGUGGGUACAACAGAUACAAAUUCUUUGUUCGAUUUAAAUGGUUUUUUAAAAUCCAGAGAUAAAUGGAGCCACAAGUUUUUUAAUUAUGUUACAAAGACUCAAAUGUUCAUUAGAUUUAUUGAGGAGCGAUCUUUUGUCUCAGAUAUGGAUGCUGGGCUUGCUUUUUUUGAUGAGUGCACGGAUAAGGUGGAGGAAGAUGAAAAUGUACAUUUACUAGAAGUUGAUGACAGCCACCAAAGUGAACGGACUGUGAUAAUAAUGCCCCCUGAGCCUACGGGACAAAUUUAUACUUAUCAAGGAUUUAAUUUGAAUCAUAACCUCCUCCAGCUCAACCAUUUCAACAAUUUGUUAUCGUCUAGCAAAGAUAAAAAGAGCAGUCGUCACAGUGGAAGUGGAAUUGCCCCUGGUAGCCCUAUGGCUAGACGGACCAAACAUGAAAUAAAAGCAGCACAGCGGCUUGCUAGAAAAUGUUCCACCAAUCCUCAACUUUGGGCUCAAUGUCUAUGGUCAACUUGUUGUAGUAUUUGGUUCAUACAUCUUCCAAGCUAUGUGUUAUCUGCUCAGAGCCCUCCUGCUAUACUUCAGUAUGCUUAUGAUGUAAUGGUAAAAGUACAUAAGUGCAAAUUAACCCUUUCGGAUGAAAUCUGUUUCCGAGUAAUGAUGCAAUUGUGUGGAGUGUAUAGACUGCCUGUUGUUGCCGUUAAACUAUUAUUUCAUAUGAAAAGAGCGGGCAUUCAGCCCAACGCCAUUACAUACGGAUUUUACAAUAGGGCUGUGCUCGAAGCGACUUGGCCCUCAGGAAUGAGCAAUUCUAGUCAGCUGUUGUGGAACAAAUUGCGAAAUGUCAUUUUGUGUGCUGCUCUGUUUAAAAAAGGAUUGGCGGGGAAGAGGAAACACUCUACCGCUGCAGAUGACAACCUUUCUCUCCUCGAUCCUUCGUUAAAUUGUGGAUCCCAUACAUCUAUUGACAGUGCAGGGAGUUUAAGCCAGAAAGUUAAUGAAGCUGUCGAGGUGGAAGAAACAGAAGCAUGCAAACAGACACAAGUUGAAGACAAUGAUAGUCAUUGUGACUCAGUCGAUAACCAAGUUGCAGCAAAUAGUGAAGGUUUUGUUGCUUUUGAUAACUUUAGAUCUAAGGUCGGUAGUAUCGUACGUCCAACAGGAUUACCUCUGUUGAAUCAAUCUACCAACUUUAAACAGCAUACAUUUGAAAGCAGUGCUGGGUUGUUGAUAACUGGUGCAGGUGGUCCUUUAAAAGAAGAAGAGUUAGACUUGACUCAAUUUAAUGUCGUAACUUCUCCAAAUGGACUGGUUAGUUCAAAUAAAAGAAGAUAUCGCAGUGGUUCUUGUACAGAAUUCAAUAAUCCGUUAAGGCAACCACCUCCUACAAGCCCGCCAAUUUCUACAAUAAAUAAAAAUUCAUAUAAAAUCCUGACAAGAUCAGAGAGUUUUGCUAAUGAUGCAGGGAUUUUGGCUAAACUUCAUACGUUAAAGCUUGACUCGCUUCCGCUCAGCUCUUCGAGGGAUUCGUUGAAGGAAAAACCAAAGAUGCUACAAGGCCAUGGGAAACCGUGGUCAAAGUCUCUUUUCGGAAGGCGAGGUAGUCUAAAUCUUAGAAAAUUCAAAGAUCAAGUCACGUCUGACAGUUAUGAAUCUUCAACUGAAAAUUUGGGAUCUACAGGUAGUGGUGCUGGAGGUAGUUAUGAAGAUAUAUACAAUAUAAGUACACCAAAGAGGAAUAAAUUAAAUAACUCUUUUGGAAUGAAUAAUAAGUACAAACCUGAAAGACAUAGUUCAACCAGUAAUAUAGUAUCUGAACUCAAUGAAAAUCAAUGCAGUGACAGCAAAUCACCGAUCAAGAGUCCAUCUAGGACACCUGUAACUGAAAACGAUCCUUUAGGAGCACUCCUUAAUGAGGGUUCUGAACAGGAGGAAGAAGAAGAAGAAGAGAAGAAGACUGUCUCGAGGGUUCCGUCAGAAAUUGAGUUAGAUCACACAGGUGCUCCUUUAUUAUUUGAAAGAAGACUACUAGGGGAUUACAAUUCGGUCGUGAGAAGUGCGACAUUCACCAAUGAGGAAUCAGACGAGGAGUAUGAAACAGGUGUCAGAAACAAGUCGAUGCACCGAUCUUCUACAAUGCCUAUUAAUAAUUCGAUGGGCGAAAAUCCAAACCAGCAACCCUCAAUUGGAAGUUUCAAGCUACCAUUCACCCGUUAUUCACCAUCACGAUUUAGUCUUCGCAAAGCUGCAGAUAGGAUCAAUACUCAGAUGAUUGAGAAUGCUAUAACAAGUCUCAGUCCAAGUUUAACAUCAAAAAAAUCCAAUGAGCUAAUUAUGGGUGGACUUAGCAGCCUUAAAUCAGCGGCCACUUCUGUGGCAAAGAAAAUCGAUGAAAUUAAAGGUGCUAUUUCAGCGAAUACGACUCCUGUCAAAUCUGCAAAUCACUGGGGGACGCUGGAAAGGGAUGCUUGUCUUUUAGAAGAUGAGAGUGAGUAUGGAGAAGAAUACUCAGCGAGCCGAAGAAAAAUAUCUAUGGAUUCGCCUCAGAAUCGUGGUCAGUUGAGUGGUAACAACUUCACCGAAUGGCUCACAGAAGGUAGCAGAAAAGGCAGUUCUGUUAAUCUUGGUAAUGAGUCAUCAGUUUUUGAAGUAAUUGACAAGUGGGCUAAUCGGCAAUGUCUAUAUCCUAAAUUCCAAAGAGAUCCUAGUAUUCCAGUUGCUUUACAGAUAACAAUGACAACUUGUUCAAAGUGCCACAAUUGUUCUACUGUCUUAUACGACGAAGAAAUCAUGGCAGGCUGGAUACCUGAAGAUUCCAAUUUGAAUACUAAAUGUCAAUUCUGUGAUAAGGCAACAGUACCAUUGUUGUCAGUUUCUGUCGUCGAUUAUAGAAAUUCACCAAUGCCAACAUUAGUCAAAGAAAGGAAGAUCUCUUCAAUUUCUCUUGGGACCAGCCAGACUUCGUUAGUCUCUGACAGUGGCUUUGUGAACGAUGGUGUCCAACCAAAGACUUGUGAUCCAAUAACAGUGCCUUACCUUAAUCCACUAGUCCUCCGAAAAGAAUUUGAAUCGAUUUUAGCUGCUGAGGGUGACGCAGCCCUCAUUCAACCAAAGUUUGUCGAUGAGCACCCCAUUAUUUAUUGGAACAUGGUUUGGAUGUUCACUAGGAUAAAUAUGGAUUCUCAUUUUCCGGGUUUAGCUUUAGGAAGCAACGCUACAAUUUCAGAUCCACAUCCAUCGUGGGAAAAUGCCAACUCCUCUAAUGUACUUAUUUCUACGAUGUGGCAUAAUCAUAGAUUAAAUGAUGAGGUUGGCGCGCCGAUGUAUUUAUCAUGGAAUGUCAAUGAUGACCAUAGUUCUCUUGUCAGCGCAUUGGUAACAGAUCAGACCAGGGUUUCAGCCAAAGAUUUACAAAGUAUACUUCAUUGGUUGCAAUACUGCAAUAUUAUUAAACCUCUUGAGUUUCUGGCUGUGGAAAGAAAGAAAUUAAAAGGCCGAGGUCAUUCUUUAUAUAGGGAAAUAUUAUUUUUAGGUAUCACUGCUAUAGGAAAAGAAAACAUUGACCAAGUUUAUUUUGAUAAAGAUUAUAAGGCUGCUUAUGAGAAAGUUAUAGAGAAAGAUCCCAAUUUGUAUUUGAGGAGUGAUCAACCGUUAACACUGGCUGCGAUGUGGUGUCGGCAAUAUUUUCGACCUUUAGAAUUAUGACCCAUGACAUAUUCUGUAUCUUAUACCGUCCAAAUGUUAUAUACAUCCCCCAAAAAAGUGCUUUAUUAACCUAGUUGGAAAAACAUUUAUAAAAUAUAAACAUUAUUUUGGUUGUAUCUGAAUAGAAUAUGUUAUUCAUGACUAACAUUGUUAUUUAAAUUUUUUUCUUGUAACAAUAUAAUUGAAUAAAUAUGAGAAGGCUUUUAUAUUUUUAUGUGUAUAUAUAUAUGGAUAAAAACUGUUAUAAAAGGAAAGAUGCAGAAUUAUCAAUAAUAUAUAAGUCAAUUAGAUUGACACUGAUUCAAGUAUUUGUUUUAUAAUAAAUUUUUAUUCUUUUAUUUUUCCUUGUGUUUAAAAAACAUUGUUAACUAGUGAAAUCAGUCAUAAAUUGUGUCCUAUGAUGGUAGUGCAAUGGUUUUGUACAACCUAUUUGUUGUGAUUUAUAGCAAUUAUUUUAAAGCAACAUAGUCUGCUAACGUUUCAAUUUUUUUAUUAUUAUUAUUGUUAUUAUUAUUGUAUGCUUAUUGCUUUGAAAUGCCGUAAAACAAUACAUUCAAUGCAAUGCACAUUUGUUUAACAACUUUUCAAGUGCCAAUUGCCCUUAUAAAUAGUUUUUUUAUCUAUU
Cimex lectularius (bed bug) is the source of this 6638-nucleotide messenger RNA. It is a transcript of the gene Crag, whose product is annotated as DENN domain-containing protein 4C. NCBI's taxonomy places the organism in Eukaryota, Metazoa, Arthropoda, Insecta, Hemiptera, Cimicidae. Bases 557 to 6013 code for a protein of 1818 amino acids. The record is from RefSeq and is a predicted model, not a curated record. Gene Ontology annotation, cellular component: cytoplasmic vesicle. Gene Ontology annotation, biological process: regulation of Rab protein signal transduction. The transcript has 30 exons.